UUGAAAGUGUGAAAGUUUUUACCUCGAAAUAGCCAAUUACCGAAAUCCUACAUUGAAUUCAAAAUAAAUCAAUAUUGUGAUGCAAAUUUCUCAGCUGAAGAGAAACAAAAUUUCAAUAGAAAAACGCGAAGUUUCAAGAUAGUUGAACUAGAUUAUUGACGGUAUGAGAGAAUUUGAUCAGAAGGCAAGUUCGGACACAUAUAAAAAAACGAAUGAGUUUUUAGGACAUGGGCUCCGAAAGUGAUGGCAAUGGAUUAACAGCAUUAAUAGCUGUAUUAUCGGGAACAAUUGUCAUACUUCUAGUCAUUUUAAUAUAUAUAAAAUAUCGAAGUAGAGAAACACGUCGCCUUAGCCGUGAAAGCUCUGAUUUAUCCCUGAGGAAGGUUCAACGAACAAGGACUUUAUCCAUCUUUAGCAGAAGUGGACGUUUAUCGGUCUACGAGAACGGAUCCGCCCCUGACUUCGACAUUCCAUUGAUCAGAAAAACACCGAGCGAUUCCCCGAAGUCGACAUGCCAACUACAUUUCUCCUUCUUUUACAACUUUCAAGAAAAGCAAUUGACCGUUCAAGUGAUCCAAGCCCAAAAUCUGCCAAAGUUGUUUGGCCUACAGUCUGGAGUAUUAGUUAAAGUUUCUUUGUUGGACAUCAAAGGAGAAUUAAAGGAAGAGCUAGGAAAGACGUCUAUUUUUUAUAGAAAGAAUUCUGUUUUUAACACAGUGUUAUCCAGUAAUGACAUCGAUAUGCCAGAGCUACGCGAAAGCAGUGUUAAUCUUACUCUUCAUUCGCAGGAUCACCUGGGACAGAGCCAUUUUGUGGGUGGCGUGUUAAUGAAAUUUUCUGAAGUACAACUUAAUCCCAGCGAGCCGGUUUACUUCUGGAGGCCGCUACAAAGAAAGAGCAACGGGGGUCUUCCAAAAUUUGAUCGUGAUAAAGGACAGCUAUUCUUAUCGAUGAGAUACCACGAAAGCACAUCAAGGAUAAACGUCGUUGUUAUGAAAGCUUCGAAACUGUUGAAACCGAAACAUCAUCUGAGGAUUGAUCCAUAUGUGAUAGUAAAGUUCCAAAGAGAGGGAAAAGUGCUGCAAAAGAAACACACGCAGCCAUGUAAAGGAACAUUGGAUCCAGUAUGGAAUGAACCAUUUGUCUUUGACUGGAGUGAAGACACAUCAAAAGAUGGAUUUGAAUUUGUGUUUGAAAUAAGGCUGGCUUUACCUCUGAUACCGGACACGGUCCUAGGUGUGGUCCACAUAUCCCAGAAUACAUCUGAGCAUUGGAAGGAGAUGAUGUCAAAGAAGAAUUAUGCGAGAGCAAUGUGUCAUAAUAUUACUUAGUAAUUUUUCAUUUGAUUUUUGAUGUUCUUUAUUGAAUAAAUGUGAUUGUGGAGAAA
Molecule: messenger RNA, 1387 nt
Organism: Xenia sp. Carnegie-2017
Lineage: Eukaryota; Metazoa; Cnidaria; Anthozoa; Malacalcyonacea; Xeniidae
Product: synaptotagmin-2-like
Exons: 5
Coding region: 228-1331 (367 amino acids)
Biological process (GO): cellular response to calcium ion; regulation of dopamine secretion; calcium-ion regulated exocytosis
Cellular component (GO): synapse; axon
Molecular function (GO): phosphatidylserine binding; calcium ion binding; calcium-dependent phospholipid binding
Source: RefSeq, a predicted model, not a curated record